UCGAUCCAACGGUCGUAACCCCACCCGCACCGCUACACGGCUACAGCAGCACCAGCUCUCCCCAAAUCCACCUCCGCGCCGUGCGCCGCCGCCGUUCUCUUCUAGGUUUCCGGCGGUGAGCUGCUGAGACCGAGGAGUGCGCCACCGGGGCUCAGCCGUCGCCGCUUGAGAUGGCGGGGGCGCUCGCGGGAGCCGGGAUCGUGUGGCAGACGCCGGCCAACCCGCCCGAGGCGCAGGACUACAUCUUCCGCAACGGGCGGCGCUACGUGAGGCCCUAUUACUUCGAGUUCAUCUCCCAUGCGAAGAACAGAUGGGCUGGGAAGACCAUUGUAGAUCUCUUCACGGAUGAAUUCAAGGGGCGGCCCCGUGAAUACUAUGUUCAUGCAGUGAAGUGCGGGAGGCUUCAGGUGGAUGAGCAAAUGGUUGAAGAAGACUAUAUUGUGAAAUCAUCACAAAAGAUAAGCCAUUUCUUGCACAGGCACGAGCCACCAGUCUUGGGUGGUAAUAUUGUAAUCCUUCAGAAUGAAGUUGAUGUUGUAACUGUUUGCAAACCGGCAUCUGUUCCAGUUCAUCCCUGUGGACAGUACCGUAAAAACACCGUAGUAGGCAUUAUGGAGGCAGAACAUGGAUUGACGCCCCUAUUUCCUGUGCAUCGGUUAGACCGGUUAGUUUCAGGUCUACUUAUAUUCGCUAAAAGUGCUGAGCGAGCAGAAUGUUUCAGGCAACAGAUAGAAGCUAAUUUGCUGCAGAAAGAAUAUGUAGCCAAAGUUGUUGGUGUAUUUCCUGAAGGCGAGCAAACUGUUGACGCUAAUGUAAACUUCAAUGCACGGGAAGGAAGGAGCACUGUUGAGCCACAGGUUUCUAACGGUCCUGGUAAAGCCCUCCCAAGUGGAAAACAAGCAUGCACCAAGUUUCAGAGGAUUUGCACUGAUGGGAACCACAGCAUUGUCUUGUGCAAACCUGUCACUGGCCGAACUCACCAGAUACGGGUGCAUCUAAAACACCUUGGUUACCCAAUAGCUAAUGAUGAGCUCUAUGUUUCGGGGGAUUUUUGUCCGCGUUCAUCAAAGGGGACGAGUAUCCAUAGGGCAACCUCACUAGCGUGCUCAUUGCCAUCAUCAGAUCCUGGCAACGGUGCUGAAGCUGAUUUGGAAUUUGGUAUUGACCCAAUGUGUACGAAUUGUCCAAAUCUCGCUCCUGUCGGUUAUGAUGGCGACGAGGAGGGACUAUGGCUGCAUUGUGUGCGAUAUACUGGCCCCGAUUGGUGCUAUGAAUGCCCAUAUCCUGACUGGGCAUCCCUUGACAAUGUGUCAGGGAAGAAAAUGAAGUCUGAUGUACCACCAGAAAAUUAAGUCGAGAAAGCAAACGACAUCUUGAUGGUAGCCCGCCAACUAGUAUGGCUGAAAUUUUGGAUGCCUAUGAUCACUUUGAUGCCCAUGGUACUAUUGUCUUGUCACUUUUGGAUGUAACUCUUUCUAAAGAUGUAUGUGGUUCACGUGGUAUAUCCUAGUUAAGUUUCCUCUUAGAUAAUUUAGUCAGGUUGGUUUUAUACCAACAUUUCUCUAUGUAAGGUUUACAUAACAUAAUAUCCAUCUCCCCUGCAAAAAGACAAACAUUAUAUCCAUCUGAAUUUUUUACCA
Molecule: messenger RNA, 1640 nt
Organism: Triticum dicoccoides
Lineage: Eukaryota; Viridiplantae; Streptophyta; Magnoliopsida; Poales; Poaceae
Product: RNA pseudouridine synthase 7-like
Exons: 12
Coding region: 171-1352 (393 amino acids)
Biological process (GO): enzyme-directed rRNA pseudouridine synthesis
Molecular function (GO): pseudouridine synthase activity; RNA binding
Source: RefSeq, a predicted model, not a curated record